Molecule: messenger RNA, 7241 nt
Organism: Doryrhamphus excisus (bluestripe pipefish)
Lineage: Eukaryota; Metazoa; Chordata; Actinopteri; Syngnathiformes; Syngnathidae
Product: KIAA1549-like a
Source: RefSeq, a predicted model, not a curated record
GCGUACCUGUAUGUAUUUCCGUUUAGGCUUUUAUUUUGAAGGCGCAUUCAUUUUACUUCCGUUCCCGUAGCAGAUAUUGAAGUGCUGGCGAGCAUCUUUGCGGUCACAGUCAGGAUAUCAGACAGCGUGACGCGAGAAGGAAGAAAUAAAUUACGCUUUGUUUCCAGCUUGUUUUCCCCCGAACCAUCUACGUACCAUCAGCGGGCCCAUGGAGAGCAGAGCCCCGCUUGUGUCCACCGGAGCCAGCUUGAGCUUGAUCGGAUGCCUUUCACCUCCGCGCCGCCGUUAGGUGUUCUCCAUUCAGGAUUAAUUGGUUGACCGACCGAUGGCUCCCAAACAUGUGCUCCUUCCCAGCAGCGGCGGUGGCCCCAGGGUUUGUCCGGCAGCACGGAGCCCGGACGCCUGGACGGUGGCGGUCGGCUCGCCGACGAAGGGGACGAGGAUGCUGGGCCGGUGCUUUGUGAGCGUCGGUGCGGUGCUGAUGCUGAUCCAGUGCUCCUUGGCUGCUGAUGCUGAGAUCGAGCAUCAUGACUUGACAAGGAUGUCUGUCUUUCCACGUUUGCCCUCUGGCCUCCCAGCCACCUUGGCGACCGGGACCGAUGACAAAGACACAACAAAAGGGACUGACCCGAGUCAGGUCUUAGCAUCAGAGCGGAAUGAAUCAGAAGGUGUCAUGGCUACUGGAAGAGACAGCAAACUCAUAUCAGACCCUGGAACCAGCACAAGAACCAAAGCUGAAGCGAAGCUCGUGGAACCAAAGUCGCCAAGUCCACGCAGCGACGUGACUUCCUGGCUUGGUCAGAAGAAGUUGCAGACGGUUGGAAAGGACCGAGGAGGGCAGGCAUCCUCCUCAUCAGUCCUUAUAAUGGAGGCAGAGACACCAAACCCACCAGCAGGGACAAAGCCUUUAGGACUGCUGUCUAAGGCUGCUUGGACCAAAAUCUCUUCGUCGUCGUCAUCAUCAUCAUCAUCCAAAACCUCAAUGAGAAAAACGCUACCUUCACCAUCCACGUCUUCAUCCUCCACGCCAGCCAUUAAUGGUGACCUACAGGCGGGGAGGUUCAACACUGUCUCUGUAAUUGAUGUCAGCAACAACUCGAACAACUCCUCGGACAGCAACAGCAGUUUAAAUUUAGACGCUGCCCAAUCUACCAAGGAGUCAGAGAGCAGUCCGCCAGCGUGGGAUCUCCCCACUGUUCCAGAGUCCCUCUUAUCCACAGCGGGUGACCAUGACAUCACGCUACCUGACAAUGUCACCAGCCCCUUCUCCACUCACCAAUGGAAUACCACUGUGCCCGUACGCACCAAAAACUCCUCUCAGACUACAACUACCACAAAAACUACUUUGUCGCCCACCACCGCCUCCACACUCUCUUUACCAUCAAAUACCAUUCCAAGUUUCAACACAACACAGAUGUCCACUCUUGCUCCACGCAGCAUGGAAAGCGUGACUGAUGACACCCAGCAGGUGGAGACACUGACAACAACCGAGCCCUCAGUAACCACUUCGACUGUGAUCAACUCCGCUUUUACAAUCCCAGCAGUGACCACAAACGUUACUGUAACAGUCUCCCCAAACACCACAGCUGCCGUAACCGUGCAGCCGUCACCGAGCCUCAAACUCACAACUGCAGCUACUACAACUCAGCCUGCAACCACAACCACCACUACUACUACUACUACUACUACGACUACUCCAACACCUCCAAUCACUACAACGACACAACCCCCAUCAACCACAACCACCCCCGUUCCGAUAACCACUACCACCACGCCUGCUACUACAACUCCAGCCACCACUACCACUACUAGUACUACCAUAGCAAGCACUACAUUAAAAAAGGUACCUCCGACUACCAUGUUUGUCCCAGUUGAAACUGUACCACCAACAGCUAUGGCCACAGAACCCCCAGGCAGCACCAUUACAGAGGAUGGGUCUUUACCAUGCAACGUCACAGCAAAGUACUGGGUCAAAACAGUUUUGUCCAUUGAGACCCGCAAGAACCGACUUGAUCUGGUCCUAAAACAGAAUCUAGCUAAAGGAUUGAGUCAUGCACUGCAGAGAGCCUUGAAUGAUUCCACUGCUUAUGCACAGGUGGAACGUGAUGACUGCAGCCCAUACAAUGUAACAUUAGGUUACUAUGUGGCUGGUGUUAAAACUGUUUACAUUUCCUCUUACGUAGUUGAGGCACUCAGUGUGUAUGGUUUUGAUAAGCUGCUGUCUGACAUCAGGCAGCACACACCAUUGGUUAAGGCUGUUCUGGUUCCCGUGGCAACCUGGAUGCCCGCACCCAGCAUCCACCUACAACUGAAAACAGUGUUGAGGUUUGUUGGCCCGACAGACCACAUCUACUCCUGCAGUUUUGUCCAGAUGCUGGAGCAGAGACUGGAGAGCGCCUACGAUGAGGCUCAAGACAAAGUGCUAGAGACCUACAGCAGGCUUACUGUGGAGAUUCAAAGUGUGUCCCAGGAUCUGGGAUCUCCAUCAGUCUCUCUCGUGUAUGUCGUGAAGAAUCAGGACGCAGAACUGAAUGGAACCAUCGCAAGCGGCCUCCUCAACCAGCUGACUGCUGAGCUGGUUGGCUACUUCUUGUUCUACCCGCCGCUGGUUAUUGCUGAGCCCCUUGAAUACCACAAUCUCAACACGUCCACUGCGACCAGAGACUAUUGGGUAAUAACAGUGAUCCAGGAUGUGGACAGAUCUUCCCUGGAGGCUAACUACCAGAGCUUUGCCAAUUUGAUGGAGCAGCGUUUAGCCGAGCUCUUUCAUGUGGCUGGCAGGCAGGGCUCGGAAACUUUACGGUCCAGACGUGCGACUACAGUCGGGGCCUACACCGUACAGAUGGUGAGCAUGCGUCGACUUCCUGGUCCCAAGAACCCAGCUGAGAUGACAUAUUAUGCCCAAUUGAAUGGAGCCCCGAUCACUGGAACAACUGCCGCCAAGACACUGAGCAGUUUGGACUCCCAGACCAUGGCUCUGACUCUGGGAUACUUUGUCCAAGUGCAGGCUGAACCUGUGGUGAAGAUACGACAGAGCAACCUGUGGAUCAUGGCCGUUCUCACACCUCUAUUCUUGUUGAUGGUGGUCAUUGGAAUGGUUGUCUUCAUCCUUUGCAAAAGGAACCGGGUCAUCUUCAAAUCCGGUGCCUUCAGAACCUUCAAGAGUCGCACCAAAACCUCGUAUCGGCGGGAGGGCAGUUACCACCACCAGCCUGUGCAGGGUUUCGACUACGCCAAGAAGCACAUGGGUCGGACUGGUGAUGAGGCCAUCUCGUUAAAUAAAGAGACAUUGGUUCUUGGACUUCCCGUGCGAGAUGCCCCGCUGUCUAUGUCAUUGGAUAAGAAGGUCUACCAGGAUGGGACUGCCAACAAGAGGCCACCAUCUGCAGACAUACACAAAGGAGGGCGGUUGCCAAGCGAGGAUGGUUCAAUGUCAAGUAACAGCUCCGGGAAGCUGAAUGCCAGCAAGAGCUCCUCGGCCCGGAAGACAGCCACUGGUAGCAGCUGCAAGAACGGCAAGGAGGAUCUGCACAAGAGAAACACCAAUGACCCGUAUGAAGAUCAUACAGGCUCUCUACGGCUCAUCACCAUCAAACCCUUGACAGCCCAGCCAACUUACUCCUACCCCUCAUCCUCCUCCCACAGCCAAGACUCUGUCAUCAUUAAUGGCGAGGCAAAUCACGGCGGGCUGAAGCCGAAGUCAGACAUCGAACACUACAGAAACAAACUGCGCCAGAAAGCCCGCAGGAAGGGUUAUGGAGAGUUCUCCCUUUCCGAGGGUGGCAGCCAUGGUUAUAGUCACAGCCGGCACGGUCGACAUGACAACGGAGUCAAGGAACCAAUGACUGCUGAGGAGAAGAGGGCCUCCUUUGCUGGAUGUCAUAAAAGGUACUCCCAUCCACGGGAGCCCACCUAUUGGAGCAGGCAGUCCCUGAGCAGCCCCAGCCCAGUGGAGACAGAGAUGGACCUUCUAGUUCUUAGGGAGCGAUCUAGGAGAGGCAUCCGCAACAAUGGCUAUGAUGGUGAACCAGAGCCGUAUGAGGAGACCAAUGUGGACCGUUUGAUGACCUCUCUUGGUUACGGAGGUGGAUCUACUGGCACUGGGAAUGGAAGCCUGGGGGUGAAAGCUCACCGUGGCUCAGACUCCUCCACACUCAGCUCUCAGCCAUCCAUUGACGACGUUCGCACGCAGAUGCAUAUGUUGCUUGGCAACGCCUUCAGCCUGGCACCCUCAGACCAUGACCCACCUUCUCCUCCGACGAAACACCGCCAUCACCACCACCGUGCCCACAGCGCUUACAAGCCGUCCCACAUGAGCCACUACAGUGAUGGAGUGACCAGCGCCCCUGGAACCAUGAACCAUCCCUGUGGAGGCAGACAGAGGAGCCUGGGUUACGAUGACUUGCACCAGUGUAGCCUGCCCAAACCGGGUUUCCGGUUCACGCAGCUCCCUGACAUGGGGAUCGGGACUCCUCCACCACUAAUCCCCUCAAGACCAGGACCACUACCUGGACCUUCACUGCGACGUUCCACUCCCGACGUUAGCCUGAAACCUCGAGUGUCGGAGGCCUCAGACAUGCAGGCCCAACAGCACAACGGUGCCCCCUAUCUGCCGCUGUCCAGGACCACCUUCCCUGCUGUUACUGUUGACCAGUCCAUCAGCACCUACUCAGGAAACCCAAUAACAGCAGUGUACGCAAUAUCAGCCAACCACCCAGGUUACUCAGACUACUUUGUCAUGUCGCCACCAUCUUCGUACCGUAGUCCGUCCUGGAUGUCCUACCCACCUGAGCCAGAAGACCUUCCGCGACAGUGGAACGACCCCCCGAGCUCACGCCACCUUGAAACUAUCUGCUGAAGUCCCACACCAUUAUGGUGUUUGUUUUGGUGGGAAGAUGGCCUCCCUCUCUUUCCUGUUCCUGUCUGAAUUUGUUCUAUUAAAAUGGAGGUUCCCUCACUUCCAUAUCUUCUUGUUUUUUGUUGCUGGACCUACAGCCCUGACGCUUCUUCGCCCCCCCCCUCACAUGGUCACAGAUGUUUUUGCUCACCAAGAGCCAUAUUUCUCUGCUCACUGAGCCCCCCUGACCUCACUGGGCCCACUGAGUCCACAACUGCUAUAGCCUGGCUCUUGUGUGGUGAGAACUGUACAGAAAAAUAAUUUUAAAAAAAGAUCCUCAUCCUGUUGUGCCUGUCACAACAGACGCAGUGUGACCCCGCCCGUCUUUGGUCACCAAAACUGCCACCUGCCCAGCACGAGACAGCACAUGACGCAAUAUCAUCAUCAGUCUAGUCCAGCACAGAUCAGUAUUCUGGUCCACUAUAAAACUGACCCACACGGGACUGGGCCGUGAAGUAAAACCAUAAAACCAAGAAAGCCGGACUAAUCAACCUGUGCUUUUCUUUCUUUUUUUUUCGUUUUCUGGAACAAUCUAAAUGUCUGUGUAAACUUUUUGCCACUAGUUAUUGUGUAAUUUAAACUGAAGUGAGAAAAAGUGAAAGAAAACUGAAAAAAAUCUAACUAUCUUGUAUGUCUAAUUAUUUUUUGUUUUUGGUUUUAGAUAUGUGCUUCUGUCUUUACAUUUGUGCAUUGACUACUGUAAAAAAAAAAGUGAGUUUUUUAUUUCACUCACCAUCUUUCAAGGCAAAAAAAUACUAAUUUUCUGUAGUUUGUUUACCAUUUUUCUUUAUUUGAUUGAACAGUGAACAAAAUAUGUCAUUUGCUUAUGGAAUUCUGUCUGGGAAUCAAACUCUCACUGGUAUGGGAGUCGUUUCCUGGCCCUCAGCAACUGAAAACCGAGUAUGUUUUUUGUUUUUUUUUAAAGAAAGCUAAUGAUUUACUUGAAAGAUGUCAUGAUAUUGAAAAGGGGAGCACGAAGUACUGCUGCUCAAGUCACCUGCCGGUACUGGGCAAAGCUGUAUAUGUACCAUUUUCAUGUAUUUCUGUAUAUAGCAGAUGAUUUAUUGAAGAUAUUUAUGCAAGUUGUGUGGGAGGGAUGUUUUCUCGGCAUUGUUCUAGUGAGAUGUUUCUUUCACUGAAUUUAUGAUUAGCAUUGACUUUUGUGAAGGCUUUACACAUCGGCAACAUCUUGUCCCAUUGUAUGACUAAAAUUUUUUUUUUUAAUGGUACAACAUGUGUUGAGUUCAAAGCAGCGGAAUAUGUCUGUAAUUUACAGCGUUUCUACUGUUUGAACAGCUAUUAUAGCCAUACACGUCAAAAUAUUGCAAUCUUUUGUACAAGAAUGUUACAGACUAAAUAUUGCCUCUCUAGAGAACUAAAAACUUUGGUACUAUGUGUACUGUAUAAAGAGCUCCUAAUCACCCAGAUGGUUACCAAAGGAGAUAACAGCCAUAUAUUUUGUUUUUUUUUUGCCAAGUGGAAGUAAAACAGCUAAUAUGUACAAUGUUACCAAAAGAGAGUACGCCUGAAACAAGGCGAGCGAUGAUGUCCACUCGAUAUGUAGUAUAGAACAGAUAAACUUUAUACUUUAACAUGGAAUUAGCACUUUUUAAAAAGCCCGAAAGUUGGCAAACUCAAUGCAAAGAUGCUAUUGUAUAGCAUUCAAUUUCUAAAGGUAAAAGUCCCAUUUAUUAUUUGCACAAUCAUCGUAUCUUGUAGCGAAACCAUAAUAGUUAGAAAAUGUGUUUACUUUACACACAAAACACAUAAAAAAUAGAAGUAAUUACAUGCUAGAAUCAGCCCAUUGGAAUUUGAAGGUAUUUUAUUAUACAGUAUUGUUGGCCUGUGCAUGAUACAUAAAAGAUGUGGGCGUUGUUGCUUGGAGCGUUUUGAUUCUUGCUUUGAAUCAUUCAAAGUAUCACAAACGAAAAGAAAAAAAAAGGACACAAUAUUUCCACUCACGCAGACUGUGUUUUGUAAUACAAGUGAUUACCAUUACCACUCAUAAACGUUUCAUCUGAUUUCAUUAGGGGGAAAAAUAAGUAGGAAUGGUGUUUACAAAGGGAGAUUUAAUGCAAUGUUAUGAUGAAUUGAUGUGCAAUGUUUGUACUUUGUUUGGGAUGUGGCGAGAUGCAUUUAUUUCAGAUGGACUAAGGGAUGAAUUUAAUGUCUUUAAUUUUUUUUUUUUUUUUUUGCCGUGUCUGUAUGCUGUGACGUCAUGACAACACCCUGAUUUUGAUGUUGCAGUGACGACAACAUAGAAUGCUAUUGGAUGUAGUUGCAGAAAAGUUUUGGUGAAUUUAAACAAUAAAGAUGAAUUACAAUUAUUUUUGCUUUGGAGUGU